This is a messenger RNA of Mercurialis annua (annual mercury), 2730 nucleotides long. RefSeq names its product protein NLP2-like. Gene Ontology annotation, molecular function: DNA-binding transcription factor activity; protein binding. Lineage: Eukaryota; Viridiplantae; Streptophyta; Magnoliopsida; Malpighiales; Euphorbiaceae. The coding region runs from base 186 to 2588 and encodes 800 amino acids. The transcript has 5 exons. The record is from RefSeq and is a predicted model, not a curated record.
AUGAAUUCUCAUUUAUACCAGAUUAAUCGGUUAAUCUUACAAAGAGAAUUAACAAUUCCAAAUUAUUUUCUUGGUUUUCAGAUUCACUCUUGCAAAUAGUGGAUAGGGAUAUACAAUAUUGUGUAUAAAUAAGCAGCAAAAGAUUUUACACAAAGGCUACUUCAAAUCAGAAUCAAGUGAAAAAAAUGGAUGGUAAUGUUUCUAACCCUAACUCACCAUUCAGAAACUUGUCACUCUUUGGCAAUGCCACCAACUGGGAUUUCUUGGACGAACUUCUGUAUCAAGAAACUUCUCAGUCUACCAUUAUCUUUGAACCCUCACUGCCUAUGCCUUCUGCAACAAGUAACCUGAAUUUAAACAUAUAUUACGAUCCCGAAGAGACCGAAAGAUUUCCAAUGGAAAUCACAGAAUUAGACAGCGGACGGCGGGUUUCAGAACCCGUGAUAGAUAGAUUACUGAAAGCUCUUGAGUACUUGAAAGAUGGUAGUAAAGAUAGGGAUGUACUGAUUCAAAUAUGGAUGCCAGUAAAUAAAGGUGGAAGAAACUUCCUUACUACUAUUGAUCAGCUUUUCUUUGUUAGUUCUGAUUGCAAGAAUCUUGAAUUCUACAGAAAAGCUGUGCAAGGUUAUCAAUUUUCUUUAGAGGGGAACAUAGGGUUUCCUGGCCGGGUGUUCUUGGAGAAAUUGCCCGAUUGGAGUGGCGAUGUUCGCCUAUUUCGAGACGAUGAAUAUCCAUUCGGAAUUCAAGCAAGUAAGUAUAAAAUUAGUGGCUGUAUUGCUGUUCCGGUUUUAGAACCGAAUAGUGGAGCUUGUUUAGGUGUUGUCGAGGUCGUGACUGUAGCUGAUUGGAAAAUGAACUAUCGUUCAGAAUUGGAAGAUGUUUGCAAUGCUCUUGAGGCUGUUGAUCUAAAAAGUUCUGUUGACUUCUGUCGUCCUGGUCUCAAGGUCAUAAACGAAUUCUACCAAGUCGCCAUUCACGAAAUCUCCGAAAUUCUGCAACAUGUAUGUCACAAAUACGGGUUGCCUUUAGCCAUAACAUGGGCACCAUGUAAUCGACAAGGAAAAAGUGGAAACGAUGAGCUUUUCGCUGAGAAAUACUCUUCUUGUAUUUCCACAGUAGAUCCUGCUUGCUUGUUAGCUAAUGUGGAUUUUUCAGGUUUUUAUAAGGCAUGCUUUGAGAACUACAUUUUCCUCGGACAAGGAAUUGUUGGUAGAGCUUUCUCAAAACAGAAACAGUGUUUUUCAGCUGACAUAACUGAAAUGAGAUCGGAUCCUUUGUCUCAUCAUGCUCGUAACUUCGAUUUGCAUGCUGCAAUUGCAUUUCCGCUUCGGGAUGUUUAUACUGGAUCAGUUGAAUUUUGUUUGGAGUUAUUCUUGCCGGAAAAACAUCGUGGGAUUCAAGAACAAAGGCGACUUUGGGAUGUUUUGUCCGUCUCUAUACAGAAACGUUGCCGGAGUUUAUCUAUCAUUCUCGACAAGGAUGAGCUCGUGGCUGAAAGUUUUGAUUCUAAUUCAUCUUGGAUUGCCCGUAUGAUGGAAGCUCAAAGAAAUGGAAAUGGUUGUUGUGUGUCGUUGGAUAGCAAGAGCGAAGAGCCUGAAGAAGAAUUUAAGAUGAUAAUUAGUUGGGAUGAUUCUAAGUCAGAGUUGAGACAAUUGCAGAAAACUUCUCGGCUGCCCAAGAAUUAUAGAAUUGAUGGUGAUGUAGCUUCUUCUACGCGGACUACACGUCGCAAGCAACGUAGAAAAACCGGAGAGAAGAAACGGAUCAGCUUAGAAGUUCUUCGACAACACUUUGCUGGAAGCCUUCAAGAUGCUGCUAAAAAUAUUGGCGUGUGCCCUACUACUUUGAAGAGGAUAUGCAGGAAGAACGGUAUUGCCAGAUGGCCCUCUCGAAAGAUUAAGAAGGUGGACCACUCGUUAAGAAAACUGCAAAAAGUGAUCGACUCUGUUCAAGGAAAUGAGAGCUCUAUUGAAAUAAGCUCAUUCUAUUCGGCCUUCCCGGCAUUGAGCUCUUCAAAAUAUUCAAAUAAUGAUGAACUAUUAGUAGAGAGUGUAGACGAUUUGAAGCAAUCAAACCCUCGGCCUGAAAGUCCAGACACGAAGUCACAUUCUUCCUCGUGUAGCAAGGACUCCUGCGUAACUACGUGUUGUUCUGCUCGAUCAAAAAAGCACAGUAGAAACAUGAAUGAUUCAAGUGAAGUAGAAUUCAAAAAACAAGAACUGAACAUUCCUGCCAGAUCGCUAGUACACGAAACAUUGAGCAAACGUGAUUCGAAUCCGGUAAAUCCAGCACCGUGUUCUGUCUUCAAAAAUAGCCAAAGCUCACAAGACGAGUGGCCAUUCAGGAUCAAAGCCAUUUUGGGCGAUGAGAAAAUUCGGUUAUGCAUGCAACCAAGUUGGAAGCUUAGUGAGUUGAAGCAAGAGAUGGCAAACCGUUUCCAGAUAGAUGAUUUAACAGGAAUUGAUCUCAAGUACUUAGAUGAUGAUGAAGAGUGGGUUCGUUUGAACUCUGAUGCUGACCUUGAAGAGUGUAAACAGAUAUAUAGAUACUCUCCAAGUAAUUCAAUCAAAAUAUGGUUAAUUCGUUAGUAUAACAACUACUAACAGAUAUGAUCGAGUGGAGGGUUAAAAUAUAUCGCAGUUACCGAACUAUAGGCAUUUAACACUUCAGUAACCAACAUUUUAUUUAUUACAUUUUGCCAUUUUGGUAAUCCAACUUUUAUUUUCGUUA